AAAACUCCAUUCACUCACUGAAUCCAGGGAAGAGAAGUUUGGAGCUGCCACCGGCUGGUGCUCAUUGAGCUCGUGGUGCUCAGAGCAGAAAACACUCGGAUGAGUAAAAAAAAAAAUUCGUUUUCACGGGAGAGCGAUGUUUCAGAAGACUGGUGGAUCAUGAAGGUGGACACAGACAUGAUGGUGCAUAAGUAGAACAUGUCCAACUGCUGGCUUUUAACAUUUGCCUGAGGACAAAAAUAGAGAGCACCACCCUUCCAUCCCUGUUAAAUGAGCAUUGAGGAAGAUGAUGAUGAUGAUCCAGGCUCCCUGUAGGAAAGGUCUGCAGUUGUGUUUACUCCUGCUGCUGCUGGGAAAACUGCAGGGCAGGGUAACAGCACCGCAGCAUCUGGAAGCUCCAGUGGAGAAGCCUUUCACUCUGACCUGCAGCGUUUCACGGGAUCGAGGUGAAACCUUGAAGCAGGUGCGUUGGCUUGAUGUGCAGAACCAGACCCUGCUGAGCUACCAACCCGGUCUCAGAGACAGCGUGAGUGGACAGCAGCAUGUGGAGCUUGCCACUUCCCCAAAGGACUCCUCAGCUAUCAUCAUCCGCAGAGUAGGCUUCCGCGAUGAGGGCUGCUACACCUGCAUCUUUGACAUGCAUCCUUCUGGUUCAAAGCAGGGUCAGACCUGCCUCACUGUUACAUCACAAGUCACUGGUGAGAGCAACAAAACAGCCGUGAGUGGCAAGAAGGUGUCCCUGUCGUGCUCCUAUGGUUUGCCGGAGAAAGUGCAGCAGGUCAUAUGGCGAUACACUCCUGCACAAGGAGAAUCCACAGACGUGGCCUCUUUUGCGAAGCGCAGCGACCCCAUGAUUGAGCCUCCAUACCAGGGAAGGGUCUGGCUCAGUGCCUCCCUGUCUGAUAGCCAGCUCACCAUCCAACCUGUCACUAUCCAGGACGAAGGCUGCUACACCUGCAUGUACAACACUCAUACUGAAAAACCAAAGAGCACCAGAGUUUGCCUCUCCACCUACGUGCUUCCCAAACCACAGGUGAGCUAUAAGACCACUUCUCCAGGUGUGAUUGAGGCCAACUGCACCUCAGUAUCACGCCCGCCGGCUGAGAUUGUGUGGAACGCGGAGAGAGAUAACCGCACAAUGGGCCCCCCUGUGACCACACAGCUCCCCCAGGGCGACGGGACCACUCUGGUCAUCAGCACAUUGACCGUACGGUCAGGACUGCUAAAAGACGUGUCUGUCAAAUGCUUGGUGCACCACAAAGGACUAGAGUCACCGAUUGCUGUAUCCAUGAACACUAAAAUUGGGACAGCUCUCACCAUCCUGAUCUCAGUCACCACAGUAGCAGCUCUGUUGGUCAUGUCCCUCUGCUUUUGCCUGUGGAAGUGUUUUUUGCGCAAAGAAGAGGAUUGAUUUUUCACAACAGUCAAGGGACGGAAAAGAGGAGCCAGAGCUACUCAGAGCCAACGUUGCAGAACUGUUUCCUUGCGUUAUCAUUAUCAUCAUCAUCAUUACAAAUUGAAGAUGUCCUGACACACCUCUGAUGGCGUGUCCUACACAAUCGUAUUUAUGAGCACCAACUGUUGGACUUUCAACUCUGCACCUGACUCUUAAGUAACAUCCAGGCUGUCCUCAUGAAGACAAAUGACAAAUUAAAGGGCAGUAGCUUUGCUGUUACUGCAUGUUCUGUC
Solea senegalensis (Senegalese sole) is the source of this 1689-nucleotide messenger RNA. RefSeq lists its product as uncharacterized. The record is from RefSeq and is a predicted model, not a curated record. Gene Ontology annotation, molecular function: cell-cell adhesion mediator activity. Bases 287 to 1411 code for a protein of 374 amino acids. The transcript is spliced from 7 exons. Lineage: Eukaryota; Metazoa; Chordata; Actinopteri; Pleuronectiformes; Soleidae.